AUGUACAUACAUGAUGCUACCAUGGUCCAUAAAUGCAAGCCAGCAAAUGGCAGAAGCGCUAAUACAUCAUUCCCAGCAGUUAUUUACCCAAACCCCAUCCCAUCUCCGUACCGAGAUGGAGCGAGAUGCGAAAUCCUGCAGCCGAGGACCGGGGGCCAUGAGAUUGACGCCCGUGAGCCGUGUUCCUCCUGUGUCAGCAUCCUUGGCUAUGGGUACGGCCCGUUUUUACUGGCUGGAAGUCAUUACAUCCUUUACUUGAAAACAAAAGCCGAGGUCCUACCACAGUAUCUAGAUGUAACACCGCAUAAAGGACCUCGCAGGUCAAGUACCGUCAUCUAUCAGCUGCUCGACAAUUUACCAAUCAAGACGCGCCAUCCUCCAGGUCGUCUCCCGCAUCUCAGACGUGGCCAGCUGGUCAUUCCGACGUCGGGAUGCAACCGCGGCAGCAACAUGCCGCAGUUGGAGAAGAUGACACAGAAAGAGGCCGUAGCGCCAUCGCUCCCAAACGUUGGUCUGCUCGGACAUUUCGCAGAUAGAUCUACCGCCGGGGCGGGGCUCGGCGGCCCCCGGAAGGGCGCUUUAACUGUUAAUUGGGUCAUCUCGCUUGUAAACGUCAGCGCAGGUUGUGAACAGCAACAGUUGUUAUACAAUUACCAUAUCAAGGUGGUGUUUCAGGGUCUGUUCAACCCUAUGCAUGUGGUGAUCCCAAUAGGACCGCCACCCCUCGUUGUCGAUUUGGUACACAGAUUGAGGAAGGAGAUCAAGUGGGCAGAGGGUGGUGGAUGUGAAGACCAAAACGAGGGCAAAGAAGAUGAAAAUCAGAAGGCAUGGGGAAAAGAGAAAAUGUGUGACGAGUACUGUCAACCCAGAAGACAGCGCAAAAGGAACGUCCGAGAGAUGACACAGGGACUGAAUGUUCAGUGGCCGACUUGGGCUUUUUUUCUCCGUGAUCCAGAAGCUGAUGCAAAUUGUCUGUGGUUGGGAUUCACGAAUAUCUGGCGGCGUGGAAAAGCCGAGUAUGUAGUUAUGAUGAAGUCAGACUUGCGUUCAGGAAAAAAGAAAACCAUGAGCAGACACAUGAGUCUGGUUCUAGUCAACACCAAGCGCAAUACGGAGUAG
This is a messenger RNA of Cryphonectria parasitica EP155, 1119 nucleotides long. RefSeq lists its product as uncharacterized. Lineage: Eukaryota; Fungi; Ascomycota; Sordariomycetes; Diaporthales; Cryphonectriaceae. The transcript is spliced from 10 exons. The coding region runs from base 1 to 1119 and encodes 372 amino acids. The record is from RefSeq and is a predicted model, not a curated record.